Messenger RNA from Quercus lobata, 2474 nucleotides. Its product is annotated as transcription factor-like protein. The record is from RefSeq and is a predicted model, not a curated record. NCBI's taxonomy places the organism in Eukaryota, Viridiplantae, Streptophyta, Magnoliopsida, Fagales, Fagaceae. Gene Ontology annotation, cellular component: RQC complex. The transcript has 5 exons. The coding region runs from base 166 to 2103 and encodes 645 amino acids.
GCAGCGGUUCAAGGUCAAGGAAGAGGAGAAGUCUUGUAGGCUGUAGCAAGUAUUGGCUGUUCGCAACGCUUUCUUUCUUCUUGAAGUUGCUGAGGGCUGAGCGACUAUCUAUCUGGCACGCACCGCCAUUCCCUCUAUUUCUUCAUUUUCAGGAAAACGAAAACGAUGUCGGCUCGAUAUCUGAGAAAGGUUUUGAAACAACAAGAACAACAGCAGCAACAACAAGAACAACAAGAAAUUGAUGAUGAUGAUGAUGAAGAAGAAGAAAACCAUCUGAGUGGCAAUCAAUCUGACGAUUCUGGUACUCGUCCCUCAAUCAAUCCCUUUGACCUUCUCAACGAUGACGACCAAGAUGGCCCUGAUCAGGGGGAUGAUUUGGAGGUUAUUGAUGAACCCUUGGAGGUAAAUAGUACUAAGGAAGAACCAUCCGCAUUGGAAAAUAAGGUUGAUGUGGUUUCGACAUCCAAUCAAAAGUCCAAGAAAAAAAAAAAGAAGAGAGGCAAGGAGGGUUCUCUGUCAAGUGCUGAUAAAGUAGAAAAACCCUUGGAUGUGAUUCUAGAAACUUUAUCUUUGGAAGCUAACUCUUCUGGUCACCAAGGUGGCCCUGCAAAAGCCAAAGCUGCAAAUGCAAAAGAUGGGGGCAAGCUGGUUAAACAAUGCGUGCUACAAGUGGAUUCCAAAUAUUUGAAUGCCGAGAAUGAGCUACGAAGAAUAUUUGGUUCUAAGGUGGUGAAGUCGUUUGAGAAAAGUCAUCAAGCUGGCAGUUCUAGACAGAUACGAGGUGGACGUCGUGGGAUCCUUCCUCAUAGAAAGACUAUUCUUGUCACUCCUUCUGACCACUGGCCUCGCUGGGAUGGCUCUGUGUCCAUGGAAUUCCUGGAAACACGGGAUGGACACCACUACUUUAGAUAUGUACAUUCCUUGUCCUAUGGUCAAGCUCAGAGAAAAUUUGAAACUGACAAGGCUAUUCAUGAUCUCAAUGGUAUUGCAAGUAUUUUGUUACACCAUCCUUAUCACUUAGAUUCACUGAUAACGAUGGCGGAAUAUUUCAAGUUUGUGGGUGAACAUCAAAUGUCGGCAGAUGCUAUAGCAAAGAGUUUAUAUGCCUUGGAAUGCGCGUGGGAUCCAAUGUUCACUCCUUUGCAGGGUAAUUGCCAAUUAAAAUUCAGCCAUGAAACCAACAAACCACUAUUCUCAGCACUUUUCACUCACAUGAGAAAUAUGGAUAGACGUGGCUGUCAUCGGUCUGCUCUGGAAGUUUGUAAACUGUUGCUGUCAUUGGAUUCGGAUGAUCCAAUGGGUGCCAUGUUCUGCAUUGACUACUUAUCUUUGAGGGCAGAGGAGUAUGCAUGGCUAGAACAGUUCUCUGAUGGCUAUAAAAGUGACAACUCUCUAUGGUUGUUUCCAAAUUUCUCAUAUUCGCUUGCUGUUUGCCGGUUUUAUCUUGAGAAAGAGGAAUCCUCAAAAGAUUCUCAUAUGGAUAAUACAAAGGCUACUUCGAACGAUCUUAUGAAGCAGGCUUUGAUGCUUUACCCCUCUGUCUUGAAGAAACUUGUAGCAAAGGUACCUUUGAAGGAUAGGGUGUGGACAGAGAUACUAAAGCAUGCUUUAUUUCGAUCAGAUGAAGCAGGAAUCCCAUCCUUGGAUCACUUGAUUAAUUUAUAUGUAGAGAGGAAUUACAUCAUUUGGAGGCUCCCAGAUCUGCAAAAAUUGCUCAGGGAUGCUGCAAAACAGGUUAUUGAAACGCAGGAAACUAAUAGCAGUGAUGCCAAGGAUUGGGCUUGUGUGAGAAAAGAAGUGUUCUCCUCUGAAAAAAAUGAGUAUGCCCAUUUAUUGGUGUCAGAUUUCUCUGAUUCAAUGCCAACUAUUCCACCUGAAAACCUGCAAAAUUUCAUGGUCGACCCAAGGAUGAGGGAAGGUAUACAGAAUGAGAUCCAAAAUGUCAAUCCACCCGGCAAUGGCCAUGCUCCCCGUGAUGUUGCAAAUCGGAAUGCAUUAGCUGUCUUAUUCGAGUCAUUGUUACCAUGGGUUCAUUAUGGGGAUGGAGAUGGAGUUGAUGAGGAUAACCAACCUAAUGGGGUUGACCAAGGAAAUGAAGAAUAGAGUGUCAACGGCGCCAAAAGUUUUACACACAUUGUUAAUGGCAAAAAGUAUCUGCUUCGAAAAAGUUCUACAAGUAUCUGUUUCGUAAAUUGCAUGAUAAGAGAAUUUACUGUUCUAGUCUUAAGUACUGAAUUAGAGACAUGGGUCAGUUGCUUGUAAUUUUUACUGGCUAGAGGUGAGUUCAAAGGGCUCUUCUUUGGAAAAGUUCCCUACUCUAUCCUAAAAAAAAAACAUUAGACAUCUUCCAUGUACAAAGCUAUAUCUAGGAAAAUUGUUGCCUAGUUUACCAUUCUUUAAGCAAGUACACUGUGGAAUCUAGGACCCUUUCGAUGCAAAACAUAUUCUAUUAAAUUGCGAUGUUUAAGGUGUUU